AUGGCGGUCGACUUUGGGGACCUCGCCAGCGGGUUCCGCCACACCGAGGUGAUCAGGUUCAUCAACGACGAAGUCCUCGUGAACGGCGGUGGGCCGGAUUUCUACGCGGCCUUGAGCUCGCGGCCCUGGGACGAGGUAGAGGAGCGGCUUCGGACGGUCCUGGCCGACCCGCAGGUGCCGCGCGCCACGAAGAGGGCCUGUGCGUGGAGCGCGCUCGCCUUGAGCGUGCGCGUGGGAGCCAGGCAGCGGGAGCAGCAGGAGCGCCAGGUCCGGCAGCUGCAGAACCAAGUAGACGAGCGCGAGACGGCUACCUGGGCCCAGGCCUCCGAGGUGCAGCGGCUGCGCGGGGAGCGCGAGUCGGCGGUCGCACAGCUGAGCUCCACACAGGCCGCCCUGCGGCAGACUCUGGUCGAGUGUGACAUGCUUCAUGGGCAGCUGCUCCAGGUGGAGAGGGCCUCCCGGGUCGUGCCGCUGGCCCUCGAGAGAGUGCCUGGGCCUCCGGCCGAGCCACUUGGGGCCAUAGCAUGGCCCCGGAAUGCAGAUGUGCUGGCCAGGGGGCUGCGCAGCAGGCUGUAUUUUGAGGCCCGGGUGCCGGCCCCGGUGGCUGUCCUUUACGUGCCGGGACCCCCGAGUCCCUGGGCUCAGGCCGUACAGCCCGCUCUGCCAGUGCCCGUGCGGUACUUGCUUCCGUUCCGUGCCCCGUUCCCCGUGGGAUUCCCCGUCUCGCCACCUCUGCCGCCAGUAGUAGUCAUGGGUGCAGAAGCUGCAGUAGUUCCACAUCAGAUGCCUCCUCUGGGGAUCGCGCCACCUGGUCCACGUGCUGCAGUGGGCUACCAAGAGGGGAUGGUCCCACGGUGGGACCAGAGGAGCUGCAGCCAGGCGGAAGGUCUUGCGAUCCUCCAGAGUGCAGUCCCCCUGCGGGACAUCAGAAGCCUUAGCCAAGAAGGUCCGCAGAGGCCUCAGGGGAUGGUUCCUGUCAGAGAUAGCUGGAGCCAGAGCCAGAGCCAGGAAGAAGAUCCAGAGAACACCCAAGAAGUGGUCCCCCUUGGGGAUAGCUGGAGCCACAGCCAGCAAGAAGAUCCAGAGAGAGCCCAGGGGACGGUUCCUAUCGGGGAGAGCAGGAGCCACAACCAGGAGGAAGGUCCAGAGAGGGCCCAGGGGGUGGUUCCUGCUGGGGACAGCUGGAGCCAGAGCCAGGAAGAAGGUCCAGAGUGGGCCAAAGGAAUGGCCACCCUUGGGGAUGGCUGGAGCCAGAGCCAGGAAGACCGUGCAAAGAGGGCCUGGGAGAUGGUUCCCGUCGGGGAGAGCUGGAGCCACAGCCAGCAAGAAGAUCAAGAGGUGCCCCGGGGGGUGGUCCCCCUUGGGGAGAGCUGGACCCAGAGUCAGCAAGAAGGUCCAGAGAACCCCCAAGGAAUGGUCACCCUUUGGGGUAGCUGGAGCCAGAGCCGGGAAGAAGGUCCAGGGUGGGCCCAAGGAAUGGUUCCUGUUGGGGAUAGCUGGAGCCACAGCCAAGAAGAAGAUCGAGAGAUACCCCAGGGGGUGGUACUUCUUAGGGAUACUUGGAGCCUCAGCCAGGAGGAUGUUCUAGAGAAGCCUCAGGGGAUGGUCUCCUUUGGGGAUAGCUGGAGCCAGAGCCGGAAAGAGGGUUCGGAGAGGCCUGGGGGGGGGGUGGUACUCCUUAAAGAUAACCAGGGCCAGAGCCAGGAAGAAGGUCCAGAGAAUCCUCAGGAGAUGGUUCCCUUUGGGGAUAGUUGGAGUCUCAGCCAGGAAGAAGGGCCAGCAAAGACCCAGGGGAUGGUCCCCUUUGGGGGUAGCUGGGGCCUCAGCCAGGAAGAAGGUUCGGGGCGAUCCCAGGAGAUGGUUACCUUUGGUGCCAGCAGGAUGAAUAGCCGGGAAGAAAGAAGAUCCAGAGAGGCCCCAGGAGAUGGGGGCCAGUGGGAGACACAACCAGGAAGAAGAUCCAAAGAGGCCUCAACAGAAGCAGUAGCCACGAAGAAGAUCCAGAGAGGCCUCAGGAGAUGCUCUCCUUGGGGGCCAGCGGGAACUACAGCCAAGAAGAAGGUCCAAGAAGACCCCAGGGGACGGGGGACAGAAGACGCCAUAGCCAGGAAGAAAGUCCAAAGAGGUACCCCCCGGGGUUUAGGAGGAGCCACAGCCUGGAAGAAGGUCUACAGAGGCCCCAGGCGACCCCCCAGGGGGACAGCUGGAGCUAUGGUGUGA
This is a messenger RNA of Leopardus geoffroyi (Geoffroy's cat), 2220 nucleotides long. RefSeq names its product testis-expressed protein 13D-like. NCBI's taxonomy places the organism in Eukaryota, Metazoa, Chordata, Mammalia, Carnivora, Felidae. Bases 1 to 2220 code for a protein of 739 amino acids. The record is from RefSeq and is a predicted model, not a curated record. The transcript is spliced from 2 exons.